Molecule: messenger RNA, 1680 nt
Organism: Didymella exigua CBS 183.55
Lineage: Eukaryota; Fungi; Ascomycota; Dothideomycetes; Pleosporales; Didymellaceae
Product: NAD(P)-binding protein
Exons: 2
Coding region: 445-1404 (319 amino acids)
Source: RefSeq, a predicted model, not a curated record
CGAUAUCCCAACCCAAAAUCACCGUCUUCGCCGUGAACACACCAAAAUACAAAGGGCCGCGCGAGCAAUACGACCCUUCGCGCGCACCCCUUCAGCCGCUGAAAUUCGCCCGUUAUCUCCGCGCCACACGAACCGCGGCGUGCGAUGAUGCUGCAUUGGGAUGCUGGCACAAGGAAAAGUGCCGAAGACAAUUUGGUAUCGCUACGUUAAGAUUGCGGACGAUGUCGACAUGUUCAAAACACACUAGAUCUCUCACAAUGGACGGGGUUAAGAUGUUAAACCCUAGAUGGCGUCUUCGGGCUCCGAUAACUAACAUCGUGUCGACUACAUAUAUCCAGACCGUGCCGCAACCGACAAGCCCCACAAUCACCACACGCGCGACAAGCUAUUCGAACCGGCAAAAGGAAGCUGAGUAUUUCACCUGCGAAUAGGUAGGUAGUCAACAUGGGCAACCAAGUCUCCCAGAUGUUCCCGCCCACGCCGGCAUUCACCGAGUCCGCGCUGCCAGCGGGCUCGCUGAAGGACAAAGUCUUCAUCGUGACCGGCGCAUCGACAGGCGUGGGGAAAGAGCUGGCUCGACUCCUGUACUCACUGCACGGCACCGUGUACAUCGCGGCGCGCUCCAAGGAACGCUCCGAUGCCGCCAUGGCGUGGAUCCGCGAGGCGCACCCGGACUCGAAAGGGCGGCUGGAGUUUGUCUAUGUCGAGCUCGCAGACCUGGAGAGCAUCAAGCCCGCCGCGGAGGAGUUCCUCGCCAAGGAGAAGAGACUCGACAUCCUCUUCAACAACGCCGGCGUCAUGGUGCCGCCGCAGGGAAGCAAGACGAAGCAGGGCUACGAACUGCAGCUCGGCACCAACUGCCUGGGCCACUACGCCUUCACCAAGCUGCUCACGCCGCUGCUGGUUCAGACCGCAAAGGUCAGCGAAGCAGGCAGCGUGCGCGUGGUGUGGGUGUCGUCGAGCGCAGUGGUGAGCGCGCCCAAGGGCGGCGUGAACAUGGACAACUUGGACUACCGCAAGGACAAGCUCGCGGUGCACAAGUACGGCGUCAGCAAAGCGGGCAACGUGCUCCACGCGCUCGCGUUCCGCAACUUGCACGAGAAGGACGGCGUGCUCAGCGUCAGCUUGAAUCCGGGCAAUCUGAGCUCGGAGCUCACGAGGCACGCGGGCUUGCUGGGUGCCAUCGUCGUCAAGCUCAUCACCUAUCCCCCCGUGAACGGCGCGUAUACGGAGCUCUUCGCUGGCUUAGCGCCCGAGGUCAAGGCGUUGAAGCGGAAUGAGUGGGUGAUUCCGUUUGGCCGCAUAACGGCGUUGAGGGCGGAUCUUGCGGAAGCAGGAGAGGAAGGGGGGAAGGCGCAAAAGUUCUGGGACUGGAGUGAUGAACAGGUUGCCAAGUAUCUGUGAGAGUCGCUGCGUCGCAGGUGUUUUCCAUUCAUCAGUUCAAUGCGGGGGUGUACGAUAGCGCAGAGGUCUACGUCUUCGUCGGUCUGCAAUUCCUUUCGUGGUCAUUAUCGAGUGCCAGCAAUACCCUGAUGCGACGAGGCUGUUCCUCAGCUACGCAAUUUUGGGUCUACAGCGUUGUGCAUCUAUUCACUGCUCACUGUGAUUGUAUGGCAACUCAUUUUAGAAGCAAUUCCUUUAUGUAGCAGGCGCUAAUUAUCACGGGCUUGCGUUUCUGAC